Molecule: messenger RNA, 2375 nt
Organism: Paramuricea clavata
Lineage: Eukaryota; Metazoa; Cnidaria; Anthozoa; Malacalcyonacea; Plexauridae
Source: the annotation of a GenBank genome assembly
AAAGCAUAUAUUCAAGAAAAAUAUCACUUAGUGCUCAGGAUACAAUAACGUUUGAAGUACGCGACACCACGUUAAAAAAGGUUAGGAUUUUAAAACUUUAUUUAUACUGGAUAGCUCUAUCAGUUCUAAACUAUGCGGGACAUUUCUCCAAUACGGAAAUCUCUCUAAUAAGACGGACACCUCUCUAAUAACACCUCUCUAAUACAGACACCUCUCUAAUACAGACACCUCUCUAAUACAGACAUCUCUCUAAUACAGACACCUCUCUAAUACAGACACCUCUCUAAUACAGACAUUUCUCUAAUACAGACACCUCUCUAAUACAGACACCUCUUUAAUACAGACAUCUCUCUAAUACAGACAUCUCUCUAAUAUGGACGCCUCUCUAAUACAGACAUCUCUCUAAUACAGACACCUCUCUAAUACAGACACCUCUCUAAUACAGACAUCUCUCUAAUACAGACACCUCUCUAAUACAGACAUCUCUCUAAUACAGACAUCUCUCUAAUAUGGACGCCUCUCUAAUACAGACAUCUCUCUAAUACAGACACCUCUCUAAUACAGACACCUCUCUAAUACAGACAUCUCUCUAAUACAGACACCUCUCUAAUACAGACAUCACUCUAAUACAGACAUCUCUUUAAUACAGACAUCUCUCUAAUAUGGACACCUCUCUAAUACAAAACGCUCUCUAAUACAGACACCUCUCUAAUACAGACACCUCUCUAAUACAGACACCUCUCUAAUACAGACACCUCUCUAAUACAGACACCUUUCUAAUACAGACACCUCUCUAAUACAGACACCUCUCUUAUACAGACAUCUCUCUAAUAGAGGCAUCUCUCUAAUACAGACAACUCUCUAAUACAGACAUCUCUCUAAUACAGACACCUCUCUAAUACAGACACCUCUCUAAUAUGGACACCUCUCUAAUACAAAAAUCUCUCUAAUACAGACACCUCUCUAACACAGACACCUCUCUAAUACAGACACCUCUCUAAUACAGACACCUCUCUAAUACGGACACAUAUCUAACUUGAUGCUCUUGUCUCUCUCUAGGUAGAACAAUCGUCAUUAAAAGACAUCAAAUCCAUCUCCUGGGGUGAAGGGUUUGCAGUGACGUAUUCCAUAACAGAUAGAACGAGUUUUAACUCAGCAUUACAAAUAAUCUCUGCUAUUCAUGAACAAAAGAAAACGAAGGACGUCGUGAUUGCUUUGGUUGGAAAUAAAAAAGAUUUAGAGCAUUUUAGAUCAGGUGAGAUUCUAGGAUCGUAUUUAAGUUUUCAAAACCUAAAUCGUUUUGGCGCUCCUCUCAAAAUUACUUUGUUUUGGCUUUAUUUUGUAGUUUACACAGUUAGCAACCUUUUUUAAUGUAUCUGGCGGUUGAGAAACACAAAAUAAUAGUUAAAUAUUGUCAAUUUAAAUACAAUUAUCAUUAAUGCAAAAUUAUUGACGCCAUAUUUAUACAGCAAUAGAAGGAAAACUGAACUUCAUACAUCAUUUUCUCUUUGGCGUACCAUCUAAAAUCUCUUCAUUUUAGCAUAAUUUUACAGAUAAAGCACUAAACAUACUUUUUAAAGUUUGUUUGUCGCUUGAGAAACGAAUCAAAAAUUUAAAAAUUUGAAUAUAGUCAUAACCAAGUGGAAAAGUACAUUCAUUAGUCUUGAGCGCGUGUUACGUAACAUACAAAAGAUUCUUCUCUUAAUAACUUGAUUACUGAAUCAAUAAGAGAUAAUCCUUACUGGAUAUCUAGGGAGAACAGUUUAGAACUUAUAGAGCAAUAUCCAGUAUAGAGCUAUAUCCAGAAUAAAUAAAGUUAGUUUAGUUUAGGUUUCCUCCUGUAGUAACAGUGGAUCAAUAAGAGAUGAUUCUUACUGAACCUCUAGGAAGAACAGUUUAGAACUGAUAGAGCUGUCCAGUAUAAAUAAAGUUAGUUUAGUUUAGGUUUCCUUCUGUAGUAACACUGGAUCAAUAAGAGAUGAUCCUUACUGAACCUCUAGGAAGAACAGUUUAGAACUGAUAGAACUAUCCAGUAUAUUUAAUAAAGUUAGUUUAGUUUAAAUCUAGUCUGCAAUAUAACUUUAUGAUUUUUAAUGAAUUAUUCCUCUCUUUCUACAGUUCCACGAGAGGAAGGGAACACAGCCGCUCAUCAAUUAGGAUGUCUUUUCUUUGAACUCUCGGCCUCAGAGGAGUUAGAUAAUGUCCGCGCGGCCUUCUCCGCAAUUCUGGAAGGCGUCAGACGUCGAAAGGUUCGCUGGAAACCCUCGGUUAAGAAAGUGAACUCAUUACCAAGGACAAAAAAGACAAACGUUCGUUACUUGAACGUAUUUUCGAAGUUAAAACACGACAAAAAGCGACAGGUCUCGUUAAAAUAA